AUAAUUUCUCUCUCCAUCCAGGUUGUGAGGGCUCUUUCUUGUCUUCCUAUUGGCCAGUGAGGCUGUGAGGUCACGGCAUGUGGAUUACUACGUAUCCCAUGAUGCUAUCUGCCAGGCCGGGCUACUUCCUGCUGCUGCAUAGCUUCCUGCUCCUCGCUGACGCAGACUCGCCACCAAAGUUCACACGGACCCCAGAGGACCAGACCGGGGUGCAGGGAGGGGUCGCCUCCUUCGUCUGUCAGGCCACCGGAGACCCUCCGCCCAACAUAGUCUGGAACAAGAAGGGCAAGAAGGUCCAGAACCAGAGAUUUGAGGUAAUUGACUAUGAAGAUGGUUCUGGGUCUGUUCUGAGGAUCCAACCACUGAGGACUCCUAGAGACGAGGCUGUCUAUGAGUGCCACGUCUCCAACCCGACAGGAGAGAUUACUGCACUCUGCAGACUUAACGUUUUACGGGAGGACCAGCUCCCCUCGGGGUUCCCCACCAUAGACAUGGGUCCCCAGCUGAAGGUGGUGGAACGCUCUAGAACGGCCACCAUGCUGUGUGCUGCUAGCGGCAACCCCGACCCAGAAAUCACCUGGUUUAAAGACUUCCUCCCUGUCAACACCACCAAUAACAACGGGCGGAUCAAACAGCUCCGUUCAGGUGCCCUCCAGAUAGAGUUGAGUGAGGAACAGGACCAGGGGAAAUAUGAAUGUGUUGCCACCAACAGCGAUGGAACCCGCUACUCCACCCCCGCUAACCUAUACGUCAGAGUGCGCAGGGUUCCCCCCCGGUUCUCCGUCCCCCCGGCAGACAGUGAGAUAAUACCAGGCGGUGGUAUCAACAUCACGUGUGUGGCGGUGGGCUCCCCCAUGCCUUACGUCAAGUGGAUGUUAGGAACCGAGGACCUCACCCCAGAGGACGACAUGCCUAUCGGACGGAACGUCUUAGAGCUGGGAGACAUACGCCAGUCUAACAACUACACCUGUGUGGCCAUGUCCACGCUGGGGGUGAUAGAGGCCAUGGCACAGAUCACGGUCAAAGCCCUGCCCAAGACCCCAGGUAAUCCAGUGGUAACAGAGAGAACUGCCACCAGUAUCACUCUGACCUGGGACUCAGGUAACCCUGAGCCUGUGUCCUACUACAUCAUACAGCACCGUCCUAAAGGUUCAGAAGACAUCUAUAAGGAGAUAGACAGUAUAACGACUACACGCUACAGUGUAGGUGGUCUCAGCCCGUACUCUCACUAUGACUUCCGGGUGGCGGCGGUCAACACCAUCGGUAGAGGUCCAGCCAGCGACUCUGUAGAGGCCAGAACAGCAGAACAGGCUCCGUCGUCACCACCACGACAGGUCAGAGGUCGUAUGCUGAGUACCACCACAGCAAUAAUCCACUGGGACGGACCUGAGGAGGCUAACGGGCAGGUGGUGGGAUACAGAGUCUAUUAUACAGACGACAACACACUGCAAGUCAACCAGUGGGAGAAGCUGAUGGUCCGUGGUGUGAACUUCAUCACCAUCCAGAGUCUGACCCCUAAUAAGACCUAUUACAUCAGAGUCCUGGCCUUUACCUCUGUAGGAGACGGACCUCUCUCCCAGGACCUGCAGAUCAUAGCCAAGACUGGAGUUCCGUCCCAGCCGUCAGACUUCAAAGGAGAGGCCAAGUCAGAGACCAGUAUAUUGCUGUCAUGGGUAGCUCCUCCACAGAGUGGGCCUGAAAACCUGAUCACUGGAUAUGAACUGGUCUACAGGAGGUCUGGUGACAACGAAGAGAAGAAGCUGAAUUUUGACCCUGCCUCCUCCUACCUUAUAAAGAAUUUGAAGCCAUUCUCCUCCUACACCUUCCAGCUGGCAGCACGUAGCAAACACGGCAUCGGAGCGUAUACCAACGAGGUUACCACAGAUACACCACAGACACAACCCUCAGCCCCUCCCCAGCAGGUCACAUGCUCCAGCCCCAACUCCACCAGCAUCCUGGUAAGUUGGGCUCCGCCCCUGGCGGAAUUCCAGAACGGAAUCAUAACGGGAUAUUCCAUCCAGUAUUCUGUCACGAAAGGGGACAACAGGACUUCCCAGCAAGUCAGCCGAAUUCCACCGGAAAGCUCUCCGUACCUUCUGGAAAACCUGGAGAAAUGGACAGAGUAUGGAAUCACGGUCAGAGCCCUGACGGAAGCCGGAGAAGGACCAGAGAGUCUACAACUACUCGUACGCACUGAGGAAGAUGUUCCCAGUGGUCCUCCGCGCGACGUGAUAACGGAGGCGGUGAACUCGUCAGCAAUCAGGGUGGUGUGGCGGGCACCGGCCGUGGAGCGGCAACAUGGUCAGGUCAGAGGUUACCAGGUCCACUACAUGAAGAUGAACUAUGGAGAUCCCGCUGGACCCAACCUCAUCAAGGAUAUUCUCCUAGACGACUCACAGUGGGAAUACAAUGAAUCAGCAGAAUAUGAGGUGGUUCUAGGGGAACUCCAGGCUGAUACUGCCUACUCUGUGUCUGUGGGGGCGUACACCGCCAAGGGUGACGGGGCACGGAGCAAACCCCAAACUCUCUGCACUACCCUCCCACUCCCAGAACGCCCCAGGCUCUCAGUAAGUCCCACCCCCGUGGGCACGGCCCAGGUCCAGUGGCUGCCUCCACCCAGCCCCCCUACCCCUCUCCUGGGGUACCGUCUAACCUUCGGACGCCUGGAUGUCCUCCCCCUCACCGUGGUAGAAUUCCCCACCAAGGAAAAGUCCUACACGGCGCAGGAUAUCCACAAGGGGGCGUCGUACGUGUUCCGACUCUCCGCCCGGAAUAAGAUUGGUUACGGAGAGGAGGCAGCGGUCGAGGUGACCACUCCGGAAGACGUUCCCGGAGGAUACCCAGAAAAUAUCCUCUCUGAUGGCGCCUCGGCGUCCUCCAUACAGCUAGUUUGGAAGUCUGUCCCGCUUAUCGAACAAAACGGGAAGAUUGUGAAGUAUUCGGUGCAGUACCGGGAUGUUAACGGUAGAGGUGGGAAUGCUACCGGGGAGGUGGGGGUGACGGUACCGGAAUCUAGCGUGACGUUGGAAGGGCUGAGUGCCGACACGGUGUAUGACGUCAAAGUGUGUGCGUUCACGGCGGUAGGGGCGGGGCCGUAUAGUCCCGCCGUCCAGUUUAGGACCCAACCGCUGGAUGUGGAAGUGUUUGCUACUAACUUCAGAGUGAAGGCUGCCAUGAAGAACUCAGUCCUGCUGACCUGGGAGAUACGAGACAAAACACCCUCCCAGCCUUUUACCAUCCUGUAUGAUAAUGGUCAGAGUGUUGAGGUGGAUGGGAAACAGAACCAGAAGCUGAUAACAGGUCUGCAGCCGGAAACACAGUACUCCUUCCUGUUGACUAACCGUGGCAACAGUGCCGGGGGACUACAGCACCGCGUAACCGCGACGACCGCCCCGGACGUGCUGCGCUCCAAACCCACGCUGGUGGGGAAGACCAACGCAGACGGGAUGGUGACGGUUCAACUACCGCCCGUACAGACCACCACUACCGUCAGGGGUUACUAUGUGGUGGUGGUUCCUCUGAAGAAACAGAGAGGAGGGAAGUUCUUGAAGCCUGGUGACAACCCUGAUCAGAUGAACCUAGAUGAGCUCCUGAAAGAGAUCAACAGGACCAGUGUGAGCCAGGCGCUGCGUGUCCGUCGCCAGGUCCCGGCCAGCCAAUCAGAUCCCAGGGCCUAUGUUUCCGCCCACUUUAAGACCCUCCCCCAGGAGUUCACCCUCGGUGAUGGGAGGAGCUAUGGGGAGUUCCGGAACCGCCCCCUGCAAAACGGACAGGAAUAUGUGUUCUUCGUGCUGGCGCUGCUAGACCUGUCUAAUAAUACAAUGUAUUCAACCAGCCCUUACUCUGACCCCGUGACCUCCAACGACGUGGAUCCUCAGCCAAUCGUAGACGAGGAGGAGGGGCUUCUGUGGGUGGUGGGGCCGGUAAUGGCUGUCAUCUUCAUCGUCUGCAUCGUCAUCGCCAUCCUGCUCUUCAAGAGGAAAAGAGCUGAGGCGGAGGGAAGGAAGGCUAGUUUCCCCUGCAGCAAGGCCAUGUCCUCUCACCAUCCUACAGAUCCUGUGGAGCUACGCAGAAUCAACUUCCAGACCCCAGGCAUGGCUAGUCACCCACCUAUCCCCAUCUCUGAGCUCGCUGAUCAUCUAGAACGUCUGAAAGCCAACGACAACCUGAAGUUCUCUCAGGAAUAUGAGUCCGUUGACCCCGGACAGCAGUUCACCUGGGAGCAGUCUAACCUGGAGGUCAACAAGCCAAAGAACCGCUAUGCCAACGUCAUCGCCUACGACCACUCCAGGGUUCUACUGUCCAGCAUCGAGGGUAUCCCAGGCAGCGACUACAUCAAUGCUAACUACAUUGAUGGCUACCGUCGUCAGAAUGCCUACAUAGCGACGCAGGGCUCUCUCCCCGAGACCUUCUGUGACUUCUGGAGACUGGUUUGGGAACAGCACACGGCCAACAUCAUCAUGAUGACCAAGCUCGAGGAGAAAUCCCGGGUAAAAUGUGAUCAGUACUGGCCUACCAGAGGAACAGAGACAUACGGCCUGAUACAGGUUACUCUGCUGGACACUGUAGAGCUGGCUACAUACUCUGUUAGGACCUUCGCUCUCUACAAGAGUGGCUCCAAUGAGAAGCGUGAGAUUCGUCAGUUCCAGUUUACAGCCUGGCCGGACCACGGGGUCCCCGAACACCCCACCCCCUUCCUGGCCUUCCUACGACGGGUCAAGGCCUGCAACCCUCCAGACGCAGGACCCAUGGUCGUACACUGCAGUGCUGGAGUGGGCCGGACUGGUUGUUUCAUCGUGAUUGACGCCAUGGUGGAGCGAAUCAAACACGAGAAGACAGUUGACAUCUACGGUCACGUGACCCUCAUGAGGUCCCAGCGGAACUACAUGGUGCAGACGGAGGAUCAGUACGCCUUCAUUCACGACGCGCUGCUGGAAGCCGUCGCCUGCGGCAACACCGAGGUUCCGGCGCGAAACCUUCACGCCUACAUCCAGAGACUGACCCAGAUAGAACCGGCGGAGAACGUCACGGGCACGGAACUGGAGUUCAAGCGGUUGGCCAGUGCGAAGGCCCACACCUCCAGGUUUGUGAGUGCCAACCUGCCGUGUAACAAGUUCAAGAACCGUCUGGUGAACAUCAUGCCCUAUGAGUCCACCAGGGUCUGUCUGCAGCCAAUCAGAGGAGUGGAGGGGUCAGACUACAUCAACGGCAGCUUCAUAGACGGAUACAGGCAGCAGAGGGCUUAUAUAGCCACCCAGGGCCCGCUGGCUGAGACUACUGAGGACUACUGGAGAAUGUUGUGGGAACACAACUCUACCAUAGUGGUCAUGUUGACUAAACUGAGGGAGAUGGGCCGGGAGAAGUGCCAUCAGUACUGGCCAGCAGAACGCUCAGCCAGGUACCAGUACUUUGUGGUGGACCCCAUGGCUGAGUACAACAUGCCCCAGUACAUCCUACGAGAGUUCAAAGUCACCGAUGCCAGGGACGGCCAGUCUCGGACGGUUCGUCAGUUCCAGUUCACUGAUUGGCCGGAGCAAGGAGUGCCAAAAUCAGGGGAGGGGUUCAUUGAUUUCAUUGGUCAGGUGCACAAAACUAAAGAGCAGUUUGGUCAGGACGGACCAAUCACGGUGCACUGUAGUGCUGGUGUGGGGAGGACAGGGGUCUUCAUCACUCUGAGUAUCGUUCUGGAGAGGAUGAGAUAUGAAGGAGUAGUGGACAUCUUCCAGACUGUCAAGAUGCUGCGAACACAGAGACCUGCUACAGUUCAGACUGAGGACCAGUACCAGUUCUGUUACCGGGCCGGUCUGGAGUAUCUGGGUAGCUUCGACCACUAUGCAACAUAAUACCUCCCCUGGUCGCGUCCUAAACAACACCCUAACUCCCUGUGUAGUGCACUACUUUAGACCACAGGGUAUUCUCACUUCUUUGGCCCAGUGUGUACACUCAAAAGUAGAGUACUACUGGUUAGUGCACUACACAGGUAAUAGGGGCCAUUUGAGAUUAGGCCUCCACCUCCAGAGGGCAGGGCACCGAUGGCUUCACUCCGCCCCCAAAACGAGCACCUAAACUGAGCCAUAUUUGCGUGUCUGACCGGGGGAUACCUCCAGACCCAACCCAAACCCACUCACUACUCAGUCAGAAGUGCACUACUUUGUGCACUAUAUAGGGAAUAGGGCGCCAUUUUGGACGCAAACUAACACUACUUAACAACGGAUUGAGGAUUCAAUGGAUUGAUAAUGGAACAAGUCUUUACAUGGUAAAGGAAGACGGUUAGGGGAACUCACGUCAUUCACAGUGGAACAAGUCUUUACAUGGUAAAGGUAGACAGUUAGGGGAACAAGCAACACCCACCUAGAUAUGUACUAGACUACAGUAGGAUGAUAAACACAUCAUCAAAGCAACUUUGGACAUUUUUUGUUAUUUUAUCAAGAAAGUCCACUUUCUGUUUUCCGUCACGGAUUGAUUGAUUGGACAUUGUGGGGACGAUGCAAAGAGACUUUUGAGGAGUGGAAAAUUGCCAAUUUGAGGCUUAAAACUGAAAGGAACAAACGGUAGUAAUGAAACGAGACACCUUGGAAUCACAGAUGAUGAAAGACACCAGGAGGACUUUUGUUUGGGGACGGAACGUUGUUUCAGGUGAAUGAAGAAGGAGAGGGGGAGGAAGAGGAGGAGGAGGAAGAUAUUUCUACAGUAAUAAGUAAUAAUGAGCUCAAUUCAAUCAAAUCCGCAUUCCGGUAUUUACACAGUAGUUGUUUAUUUUACCCAUGGUCAAAUGAUCAAAUGACAUGACAGAAUGGUUAUAGGGGUGAUGUAAACACCUACCACUGACAGGUAGAAUCCACUGACAGGUAGACUCCACUGACAGGUAGACUCCAUGGCCAGGUAGACUCCAUGGCCAGGUAGACUCCACUGACAGGUAGACUCCACUGACAGGUAGACUCCACUGACAGGUAGACUCCACUGACAGGUAGACUCCACUGCCAGGUAGACUCCACUGCCAGGUAGACUCCACGACCAGGUAGACUCCACGACCAGGUAGACUCCACUGACAGGUAGACUCCACGGCCAGGUAGACUCCACUGACAGGUAGACUCCAAGGCCAUGUAGACUCCACUGACAGGUAGACUCCACUGACAGGUAGACUCCACUGACAGGUAGACUCCAUGGCCAGGUAGACUCCACUGCCAGGUAGACUCCACUGCCAGGUAGACUCCACUGCCAGGUAGACUCCCCUGCCAGGUAGACUCCACGGCCAGGUAGACUCCACUGACAGGUAGACUCCACUGACAGGUAGACUCCACGACCAGGUAGACUCCACGACCAGGUAGACUCCACGGCCAGGUAGACUCCACUGACAGGUAGACUCCACGGCCAGGUAGACUCCACUGACAGGUAGACUCCACUGACAGGUAGACUCCACUGCCAGGUAGACUCACUGACAGGUAAACUCCACGGCCAGGUAGUAUCUACUGCCAGGUAGACUCCACUGACAGGUAGACUCCACUGAAAGGUAGACUCUACGGCCAAGUAGACUCCACUGACAGGUAGACUCCACUGACAGGUAGACUCCACUGCCAGGUAGACUCCACGGCCAGGUAGACUCCACUGCCAGGUAGACUCCACGGCCAGGUAGACUCCAGGGACAGGUAGACUCCACUGCCAGGUAGACUCCACUGCCAGGUAGACUCCACUGACAGGUAGACUCCACUGACAGGUAGACUCCACGACCAGGUAGACUCCAGGGACAGGUAGACUCCACUGCCAGGUAGACUCCACGGCCAGGUAGACUCCACUGACAGGUAGACUCCACUGACAGGUAGACUCCACUGCCAGGUAGACUCCACGGCCAGGUAGACUCCACUGCCAGGUAGACUCCACGGCCAGGCAGACUCCACGGCCAGGUAGACUCCACGGCCAGGUAGACUCCACUGACAGGUAGAUGCUUCCAGCUCACAGAAGUGUGGGUACGUGAAGACACUGUGUAAACAUUUCUAAAUGCAAGUUUGAUUGAAUAGCUGCCUAUGUGUCUCUAUUGAAGAGGAAUUAGGAAAGUGGUUAAAAAUCCCCACAAAGUAUAAACAACAUCUCGUUUUGUAGUACUAUAUAGAUCUGUAACUAUCUUUUGGGGUUUUUGUACAGACUUGUGACUUUGUCUCGACCUACGAUGGCGACAAGGUUGCAACGAAUUUCUUUAGUAUUGUAGUUUUUUGUUGUUAAAGCUGUGUUACUGUUAAAAAACUGUGGUACUGUUUUAAUGUGUACAAUCAAGCAAAGUCAAAUGGUUUACAGUUGACUUUACACCGUUAUCGAUGUGUCACACUCCUCUGUCAUGUUCGUGUUCCUGCAGUCUCUCUCUCGCUCUCUCUCUGUCUCUCUCUCUCUAUUUAACUAUCAAUCCUUACUGGGUUGCUGGACUCUCGUCUUCUCAUCAUCUCAUAAUCAGUGGGGCUAGGAAUAUUUCCUUUCCUGACCAUGUGACCUGACCAGGAGAAACUCUAAACUCCUAGCCCUAAUCCUCAGUACUUAGGCCAAUACAUGGCAGCCAUUUUGACAUGGCGGCCAUUUUGAAUGACUAGGUACCAGCUAAGUAGGAUUCUGCUGCUAUCAAAACACUCAACUUUUCCACCAGACAGUGAUGUAUACAGGUUAUACUAACCAGUGUAUACUACAGUGUACUAAUGUAGAUACAAACCAGUGUAUACUACAGUGUACUACUGUAGAUACUAAACAGUGUAUACUACAGUGUACUACUGUAGAUACUAACCAGUAUAUACUACAGUGUACUACUGUAGAUACUAACCAGUGUAUACUACAGUGUACUACUGUAGAUACUAAACAGUGUAUACUACAGUACUACUGUAGAUACUAAACAGUGUAUACUACAGUGUACUACUGUAGAUACUAAACAGUGUAUACUACAGUGUACUACUGUAGAUACUAAACAGUGUAUACUACAGUGUACUACUAUAGAUACAAACCAGUGUAUACUACAGUGUACUAAUGUAGAUACUCAACAGUGUAUACUACAGUGUACUACUGUAGAUACUAAACAGUGUAUACUACAUUGUACUACUGUAGAUACAAACCAGUGUAUACUACAGUGUACUACUAUAGAUACAAACCAGUGUAUACUACAGUGUACUACUGUAGAUACUAACCAGUGUAUAUUACAUACUAACGAGAAAGGCCCAGUUAUGACAGAAACACAGAUGUAUGCACAUAAAUUGCUAGAUAGAAGCAAAGUAUUUGUCCCAAUAAGCUUCACUAAGAGAUCUCUCAACAAGGAAGGAAAAGAGGAAU
Salvelinus fontinalis (brook trout) is the source of this 9300-nucleotide messenger RNA. RefSeq names its product receptor-type tyrosine-protein phosphatase delta-like. The record is from RefSeq and is a predicted model, not a curated record. Gene Ontology annotation, molecular function: protein binding; protein tyrosine phosphatase activity. The transcript has 36 exons. Lineage: Eukaryota; Metazoa; Chordata; Actinopteri; Salmoniformes; Salmonidae. The coding region runs from base 78 to 5843 and encodes 1921 amino acids. Gene Ontology annotation, biological process: protein dephosphorylation.